AUGGUUACAAGGAGAAGGAAUGAUGUUUGGACUAUUGUGGAAAGACAAAAUCAUACUAAUGUAAUUGGCACUAAAUGGAUUUUCAAAAAUAAAAGUGAUGAGUUUGGAACAAUAAUCAGAAAUAAAACACGUCUAGUUGUACAAGGUUACACGCAAAUUGAAGGUCUUGAUUUUGAUGAAACUUUUGCGCCUGUAGCUAGGCUUGAAUCUAUAAGAUUAUUGUUAUUUGUUGCUUGCACUAUUGGUUUCAAAGUGAAGCAAACUGAAGAGGGUACUUUUGUAUCCCAAAGUAAGUAUGCAAAAAAUAUGGUUAAAAAUUUUGGUCUUGAAACAUCAAAGCAUGCUAAAACUCUAAUGGGGACCACAACCAAAUUAACCAGGGUUGAAAAUGGUGUCAAAGUUGAUCCCACACUAUAUAGAAGUAUGAUUGCUAGUCUUCUAUAUCUUACAACUAGUCGACCUGACAUAUGCUAUAGUGUUGGAGUCUGUGGUAGGUAUCAAGGGAAUCCUAUGGAAUCUCAUGUCAUUGUUGUAAAAAGAAUUAUUCGUUAUGUACAUGGGACUGUUGAUUAUGGUCUUUGGUAUUCUAAUGAAACUAAUUCUAACCUUGUGUGCUUUAGUGAUGUCGAUUGGGCAAGUAAUGCAGAUGAUAGAAACACAAGUGGAGGAUGCUUCUACCUAGGCAACAAUCUUGUUCCAUGGCAUAGCAAAAAUCAUAAUUCAAUAUCUUUGUCUACUGCUGAAGCUGAAUAUAUUGCUACUGACUUCAAUCGUUGUGGAUGA
Messenger RNA from Humulus lupulus (European hop), 783 nucleotides. RefSeq lists its product as uncharacterized. The coding region runs from base 1 to 783 and encodes 260 amino acids. The transcript is spliced from 3 exons. Lineage: Eukaryota; Viridiplantae; Streptophyta; Magnoliopsida; Rosales; Cannabaceae. The record is from RefSeq and is a predicted model, not a curated record.